AUGACAAACUUUCAUUUAGUAAUUUUGGUUCACGGCCUUUGGGGGAACCCACAUCAACUUUCAUACAUAGAACGUCAGCUUAAGGAAAACAUUGGCACAAACGGUGAAACAGAAGAACUUUGGGUUUAUAAAACCGGUUCUCACCAGGGAUAUUUAACUUAUGACGGAAUAGACAUUAACGGCAAAAGGAUUUCGGAUGAAAUUAGGGAAAUAACCACGUCAAUCCAGAUUCUGGGUGAUAACGUGGUUAAGUUUUCAAUAAUUGGAUAUCUGUUGGGUGGAUUAAUUGCCCGAUACGCUCUUGGGAUAUUGUAUGCUAAUGAUUAUUUCGAGGAUAUUACUCCUGUCAAUUUUGUAACCUUUUGUUCACCCCAUGUUGGAGUGCUUAACCCCUUGCCAAAUAGUAGGUCCGCAAAGUUAUAUAAUAGCUAUGCACCACUUUUCUUGGCUAUCACGGGUGGACAAUUGUUCCUUAAGGACCAAAUUAGAGAAAUCGGUAAACCCUUGUUGGUAUGGAUGGCAGAUCCGAAAUCAAUCUUUUACAAAAGUUUGACACUAUUUAAGUAUAGAUCACUAUAUUCUAAUGUCGUCAAUGAUAGAAGAACUUCUUGGUUCACUUCGGCGAUUUCCUUUACUGACCCAGUUAAUUCCUUGGUAAACCAUCUGGCAUCGAAAAUCCACGCGUCGUACAUAAAAGGAUAUGCCCCAACUGUUAUUGAUAUCGCUAAACCAUUCUACUAUCAUGAUAUGCGCGAGGAGAAUACUGGAGGUCGGAGCUUUUGGUUUAUCAUACGUUGGUUUAAAGUUUUUUUGGACGUUGUUUUAUUCACCCCAAUAUGGACAAUUUCUUUCUUUGUAACUUCAAUCCAGCAGAGAAUUAAGUUAAAUAGACGAGUGAGAGAAUUCUUUAAUGAUGCUUCUAACAACUUAUUCCUUUUGUAUGAAAGUAUCGAUGAUGAAGGUGAUGCUGACAACGAUUGUGGUGAUAACGAAUCAACCUUAAGUGACAUGGGACAUGAAAUCAUGGAGAAAAUUCAAGAUACUAGAGAUACAUUUCUUGAAGAUGUCUAUACUGCCAGUAAUGAUGAUAUCAAUUCUCAUGCUCUAGCAUUGAAUGAGGAUCAAAAGUUUAUUAUUGACAAAUUGAAUAAGGUUGGCUGGGAUAAAUUUCCAAUUAUUUUAAGACAAACGAAAGCAACACAUGCUGCGCUGAUUGUAAGACAAGACGAUCCAAAGUUUGCCGAAGGUAAGGUUGUGAUUAGUCAUUUUAUAAACGAAAUAUUUCAAGUUGAUUGA
Molecule: messenger RNA, 1296 nt
Organism: Spathaspora passalidarum NRRL Y-27907
Lineage: Eukaryota; Fungi; Ascomycota; Pichiomycetes; Serinales; Debaryomycetaceae
Exons: 2
Coding region: 1-1296 (431 amino acids)
Molecular function (GO): monoacylglycerol lipase activity
Source: RefSeq, a predicted model, not a curated record